Molecule: messenger RNA, 2947 nt
Organism: Marchantia polymorpha subsp. ruderalis
Lineage: Eukaryota; Viridiplantae; Streptophyta; Marchantiopsida; Marchantiales; Marchantiaceae
Source: the annotation of a GenBank genome assembly
AGCUCUUUGGCCACGGACAUAGGGACGUCGGCCGACAACGUCCCGGAAGCAUGAACACCAUGAAUGAAUCUUUAUUUCGGGACUUCAUGCAUCUGUGGAAUCAUCAACGUGCCAAGAGAAAGCCCCAUCAAGCCCGUCUAUCCCGACAAUCUUCUCGAGCAAAGAAGCCAAUUCACAGAGGAGCCAAUCUGACCCUCAGCAAUCACGUACGGUCACAUGAAUUCGUCGGUCGAGUAUUCACUCACUCACUCAGACAGCGAGGGGACGGCCAUGUAUGUACUCGAUUGCGCCUUGAGCUCAGCGCUGAAGGAAUCACGGCUUGUAACUGCGAGCAACAUCUUGCUGAGCCCGAUCCACAUGUCAGGCAGAAUGACGUGGCUGCGGCUGCGGCUGGUACUCACGUCCGAUAGAGACAUCACACGACGACUGUUGAACGCGAAGAGGCUGCCGAUGCGCUCUGCAUCCGAUCCCCAUGACUCUCGUGUGCGACCUCUGCAGUCCGAAAAGGAAAAGGCGACGAGGGUCGGUCAGCCAAGUCAGAGCGUCAGAGAUGAGGACGGAUGAGGUCAAACAAUUUCGAUCCCCGAUUGAAUAAUUGGAGCCUUUCGUUAGGCGGGAUUUUGGUCCAGGCAGUGAGCGUAUAAGGCAUCGAUUGGUCGUUGGAGCACAUGUGCGUUGGUUCAUGCAGUAGCAAUUGCCGUGAAAAUGGAUCAGAUUUUUGACGCGCGGCGUUUUCGUCCCCCGGCUUGUGCAAUGGUAGGCGUUUUGUACGUGUUGUCGCUGGCGGCGAGCGUGGCGCUAGCAACGAGCCGGGGCGAUUCCGUCUUAGCCUUGCCAGGUUCUGAAAGCUGGAUCUCUGCUAAAGCAAAACGUGAUGCGGACGCCAUCAUCAAGGAAGCCUUUUCCUCCAGCACGGUGUACGACAGAUUGGCUUAUAUCACAGACACAUUCGGCCCACGACUAAGCGGCUCAUCUGCUCUUGAGAGUGCACUAGAUUGGGCAAAGGACCAGGCACAAAAAGAUGGGCUCAAAGUCUACGAAGAGGAGGUGAAAAUUCCGAGCUGGGUUCGUGGCCGUGAGUACGCAUCUCUCCUAUCUCCACGAACCAAGAACAUUCGGAUUAUUGGAUUAGGAGGCAGCAUAAGUACUCCUGAUGGAAAGCCCCUGGUUGCAAAGGCUCUUGUUGUCAAUUCUUUUGAUGAGCUUGAGAAAAUCAAUCAUCAAGCUGAAGGAAGAAUUGUUGUCUUCAAUCCCGACUUCGUGGACUACGAUACCACAGUUCCUUAUCGCGCAUUUGCUGCUUCAACGGCUGAAAAAUAUGGGGCUGUCGCAGUCCUUGUGCGCUCCAUUUCUCCCUAUGGCUUGCAGACGGUUCACGCUGGAGUAAUGAAUGAUGCGGGUAUUCCUGCUGCUGCGAUAACGCUGGAAGAUGCAAAGAUGUUUGAAAGGAUGCAAAACCGUAAUCAGGACAUUGUUAUUGAGCUUUACAUGGAGGCUCACACUUUGCCCGAUCGGCUUUCCAGGAACGUGAUUAUUGAGAUGGAGGGAUGUGAAAAACCACAAGAGCUUGUUGUAUUCGGCGGUCACAUGGACAGUUGGGAUAAUGCUGAUGGUGCAAUGGAUGACGGAGGUGGAGCUUUUAUCUCGUGGGAGGUCAUUCGACUUUUGAAGGUGCUCGGCUUGAAGCCCAAACGCACUCUUCGAGCUAUUCUCUUCGUGAACGAGGAAAAUGGAUCAAAAGGUGCCAUCAGUUAUGCAAAUAAACAUCAACAUGAAGCCAAUUUAACGAGCUUGGCAAUUGAAUCAGAUGCUGGCACUUUCACUCCAUACGGCAUCUCAGUUACUAGUUCGAAAAAGGCGCGGGCUAUUUUGACACAUAUUGGCCAGCGACUGCUGAGUGGUAUCGGAAGUGGAAAUGUCUCCGGCACUGAAUAUGGAGAGGAUGUUUCUUACUUGGCAGAUCAAGGGGUACCAGCAGGAUCUUUGCAAGUCCUCGAUCCCAGAUAUGGGGAUUACGCCAACAAUCCAUGCAGAGCUUUUGGUGAUGGUGUUUCUGGAGAAACCGAUCCUAUGAAGAGUGCUUAUUUCUGGUAUCAUCACACAGAGGCAGAUACUAUAGACAAGCUAGACCCGGAACAACUCCAGCAUUGUGCUGCCACAAUGGCAAUAUGGACGUACACAGUAGCCAACCUAGACUCUCUGCUUCCCCGUUGAGAAGUGUUUACUUGUGGAGCCAUCAUCGCACUUCUUGGAGUCGUUCAUGACGGUGAUUAAGGUUUCAUCUUCCCUCCCACAGAGUAGUGGGUGCAUUCAAAUAAGUUCUGCGCUGAUCAGAUUCACCCCACCAUACAGCUGUAUCGGUCGUAGCACCUUGCUCCAAUGCCUGAAGGUUGUACUGAUCCUAUCAUAAGUCAGCUGAAAGAAAACUCGGCCCGAAUCUCUGCUGAAAUGGCGGCCCCGAGAGCAGCUGGUGCAGAUGAUCUCGUCCAUGUUUGUAGAUUGUCCGAGAGAUAGAUAGAUGGUCCACAAGUUUGUCACAUUUCGCACUCUAUUGAAAUAUCAGGAGAGUUUCCUUCCUGAGCCGAGCCUCUUCAAAAGUUCACCUUGAAACCGAAUGGGCAGGCAGCCAGAGCUGACCAACUGUGCGGUGGUCGUUCCUAGCGGUCUGCUUCAGAGUUAAUGGCAGAGUUCCAUCUUCUGAUGUCCCAAGAGCUGAGGCUCAGAUUGAGGAAGGAAAUCCUGUGCAUGGACUUGUGAGCAUGAGUCACUCAAAACAAAGAAUUCUCGAUGUUUGCGUUGUCUGUCUUGUUUCGUCGCCUGCAUGGAGUUUUUUCACUCGCAAGCACAUACAGUGGCAGGAGUUGCCUGAUCGAGGCUCUUCAUUCAAACUAUUUGGAUUUAGGAGCAGAAAAUGUGGACCGAUGGCGGACUAGGAACUAACAGAAGA